Messenger RNA from Galdieria sulphuraria, 2483 nucleotides. RefSeq names its product cyclopropane-fatty-acyl-phospholipid synthase. The transcript is spliced from 4 exons. NCBI's taxonomy places the organism in Eukaryota, Rhodophyta, Bangiophyceae, Galdieriales, Galdieriaceae. Bases 5 to 2365 code for a protein of 786 amino acids. Gene Ontology annotation, molecular function: oxidoreductase activity. The record is from RefSeq and is a predicted model, not a curated record.
CUUUAUGAAUAACAACCAGGGACCCAAGAUAGCUAUUAUUGGUGCAGGUAUAUCUGGUUUGGUUGCAGCUUGGUGUUUAUCUCAUCAUGGUUAUAAUGUCACUAUCUUUGAGAAAGAGUCACAAGUUGGAGGUCACGCCAAAGCUAUUCCAGUUGAGGUUGAAGAUCAGUCCCUGUUGGUAGACAUAGGUUUUAUGGUGUUUAAUGAAAAGACCUAUCCCAAUCUGGUCGCUAUUAUUGAAUACCUGAAUCAGUCUCGACAGACUUCAGAUAUGUCGUUUUCCUUCUCUUUAGGAGACCAGUUUUCUUGGUCCAGUGACUCUCUCAAUACUUUAUUUUCUAAAAGAUCCAAUUGGUUGAAUCCUUCUUUCUAUCGAAUGUUGUAUGACAUAUUUCGGUUUAAUAGACAAGCAACUUGGCUAGUUCAUCAGUGGGAAAGAGAACCUACUAGUGCAAAGGAAAAGAAAUGGACUGUGGGACAUUUUUUAGAAACAUACAACUACUCGUCUUUCUUUCGUGAUUCUUAUUUAUUGCCGAUGGCUGCUGCUGUUUGGUCUUGUCCAUUGGAUAGUAUUUUGGAAUUUCCACUUUUAUUUCUAUUGCAGUUCUUUUAUAAUCAUGGGUUUCUGCAAGUAUUCAAUAGGCCUCAAUGGUAUUGUUUGAAAGGUUCGAGUCGUUCAUUUCUAUCAAAGCUGAUUGAAGAUAUGAAUGUAAAUAUUCGUUGUAAUGCUCCUGUAGCACAUGUGAUAAAUGUGGAAAGGAACUCAGACUUGUGUGUUCGUAUAUGCUUACAAGACCAAACGGAAGAAGAGUUUGAUCAAGUCAUUUUUGCCACUCAUAGUAAUACUACGAGUUUAUUGUUGUCAGCCGAACCCAAUCCAACAUUGAGUGCUCUUUUGAAAGAUUUGCCUUAUUCCCAUAAUGAUAUUUAUAUUCAUUGUGAUGAGAAAUGGUUACCUCGUGAGAAACGGAAUUGGUCAAGUUGGAAUUUUCUUUCGCCACCCAUUGAUAGAAAGAAGAACAGGGCUCCUUGUGUAACAUAUUGGUUGAAUCGUUUACAAAACUUGCCUUACACAUUACCCAUAUUAGAAACCCUCAAUCCUUGGGAGCCUCCUGAAGAGUCUAAAACAUUUGCACAUUUUGUUUGGGAACAUCCACAAUAUACUCUAUCUUCCCAACAGAGUCAAGAAAACUUGCAACAAAUGCAAGGAAAGUAUCAUAUGUGGUAUUGUGGAGCUUAUUGUGGUUAUGGUUUUCAUGAAGAUGGCAUCGUUUCUGGAAUUCAAGUUGCGUCGCUUCUCGUAGGAAAGGAAAAUUUUAGAUAUUUUUGGAAUUCAUCGAAAGAACAUGUAGUAGAAAAUAAUGUUUGUCACUCAAUGAUAUCCACAUCUUUUGGAGAUAGAGACCGUUGGAUGGAUUCUUUAGGGAAGCUCUGUAAACCAGUGGUUUAUGAAUGGUUGAAACAUUUUGUGAAAGUUGGACGAUUGUUUCUAGUGGAUAUAGUUCACACUUCAAACGGUAUGGAAAGUAUUCAGAAUACAUCAUGUUUUGGACAGGAAAAAGCACAGCAGUUACAAUCGGUAACUAUUCAUGUGAAACGCCCUCGUUUCUAUCUUCGAGUACUGUUAUUUAUGGAUAUUGGUCUAGCAGAAUCAUACAUGUAUGGAGAUAUCGAAUUAAUGGAUGUUGAAGCAUUAUUGUGUUUAUUGAAUAUAUUAAUUGAAAAUAGAGACCAGGGAGGUUUGAAUGAUUGGAAAUAUUCACUCUUUCGUUGGACAGGUGGCUGGAUAAAUACCUUAUAUUUGAAAUGGUGGAGAAGAAACACGGUUCAGAAUAGUUACCAGAACAUCCGUGACCACUAUGAUUUAUCGAAUGACUUGUUUGCUCUAUUUUUAGGUUCAACGUGGAUGUAUUCAUGUGCAUUGUGGCGACGUCCAUCGGAUAGCUUGGAAGACGCACAAAUGGCAAAGAUUGAACAGAUCAUUUCCAAGUUGAAUGUCAAGACAAGUCAUCAUGUGCUGGAAAUUGGUUUUGGUUGGGGAGAAUUGGCAAUUCAACUGGUAAAACAAAAGGGAUGUAGAGUAACAGGAAUUACCUUGUCAGAGGAACAAUUUCGUUUGGCGAAACAGAGAGUAGCUGUGGAAGGUCUUGAAGAUAAGAUAGAGUUGCAAGUAAUCGAUUAUCGUCUAAUGAAGGGGCAGUUUGAUCGCAUCGUUUCCAUCGAAAUGUUAGAAGCUGUGGGUCAUGAAUAUUUAGGAGACUAUUUCGCUGCACUGGAGAGACUAUUGAAACCAAAUGGUUUGGUUGUAUUGCAAGUGAUUAGUGUUCCAGAAUAUCGAUAUGAAGCAUAUCGUAGUUCCAUCUAACAGCUCUUUGCACUGCCAUGAGUCAACACUCUUCUCUGAUGAUGUCCAAUGUAGAAGAUAUCGGUUUUCAUUACGCUAAAACUUUGGCAACAUGGAGAAAACGCUUUUUUGAUAAUCG